UUCUCUCCAAAAACAGGAGGCAAUGGCUCCUAUAAAUUCUCAAGAACUUGCUCCAGCUCUGGACUCUUUAUGUCUUGACUCAUUUCAGUCGGUAGAGAACUCAGCUUUUGAUGGCUGCUCCAAGAGAGAAAUCAAAGAGAUUCAUAAAAAACUUGAUGAAAUUAAUGCCAUGUUGCCUAAUAUUGAGAGUUCAAUAAUGGAUCUGCGAGAAAUCACAGAAAAUUCAGUGAGAUAUAGCAAGAGAAGUGUUUCCCUAAUGAAGAAGAUGAUCAAAGAUAACAAAAAAGAAAGUUGUUACUCCAAAGACCAGCUCCCAGAUAACAUAAUCUUGAAUUCUGAAGAGGAUGAAGAACUUGAAAGACCAACUCUUAUCAAGAAGAGGAUUAUUCCUGCUGAGGAUCAGAGCCAAGAGUGCCAAGAUGUAGUAAUGUGAACAAGUCAUAAAAAGGAGACUAAAAUCAGGAGAAUGUUUGCUAGGAAAAGCCAUCAUAAAACGGAUAAAUACAUCGUAUCUUACCAUAUUACUAAACUCUUACAGAUAGAGAGUGUACUUACAGGACCCGAGAUCUCAAGAGCCUUCCUAGGGUACCUCAUUGAGAACAAUUGUUGUGUCUCUGAGGAUCAAUAUGUAGUUGACUUCUCGAAAGAUCUGAGACUAGUGAAACUACUUGAUUGAAGGACAAUCCACAUUGAUGAAAUCCUGAAGAAAUUAAUAGAACUUGAACUUAUUUCAACAUAUUCUGAACCAGAUAUGUCACAGCAGAAUGCCUUAAGUUCAAAGGAAGAAUCUAAAGAGGAUCAGUCUGCUUUUGAUGGCCAAGAUACCAUAGAUGUUCACGGACCAAGCUCAGCAUUUCAGGGUCCCUCUUUAGAGUUGAUCUUAUUUAGAGAUAGGAAGGAGACCGAUUCCCAUGACAAAAAUAGUUCAACGAAUAAAUAAGUUUUU
Moneuplotes crassus is the source of this 946-nucleotide messenger RNA. The record is from the annotation of a GenBank genome assembly. Lineage: Eukaryota; Ciliophora; Spirotrichea; Euplotida; Euplotidae.